This is a messenger RNA of Orbicella faveolata, 1124 nucleotides long. RefSeq lists its product as uncharacterized. The record is from RefSeq and is a predicted model, not a curated record. Lineage: Eukaryota; Metazoa; Cnidaria; Anthozoa; Scleractinia; Merulinidae.
UAUCAAUACUCCGCAUUCCUUUACAGUACAAGCAGGUAGCUGGUGCUGAACUCACCAUUUUCGUUGUUUGUCCCCGUUGAUUUACAUUCCUCAGUGAUCUUUGUAAAAGGAGGACCUCUAAACACUACUUCUGUUUCACUGACAUCGCCAUUUGAAAUGGGAAACUCGGAGACGAAAGAGGAGCAACAGCUGAAGGCGGAUUCUCAACAGAGUGCGCCAUCUUCGAGAGGAAAAACUCUGAGCGAUACGAAGAAAAUCUUUCUUCUUCACAAGUCAACUGGUGAGCAACUUAAAGUGGUGAGGAAUUUUCGCGACGCUCUGACCACGGCCGCGCAUGGCAGUAUUCGCGUGGCGAAUGAUGUAAAUAUCGCUGACGGAAAAGAUGAUUCGUUGAAAGAUCUUCCCUGGCUUGAAGAAUUAAACAACGUUGUCUUGAUUUGCCUAACAUCAGAAGCCAUUGCCCAGCUGGAAAAAAUUGUCCGUGAUAAGGGAUUCGCCGAUGAAAAUGGUCAUCUACAUGGAAAGGUUUUCAGUAUUUCAUUUGGAGGAAGUCUUGCAUCUGAAUGGCCUCCUACAGGAUUACAAAGGGGUUCACUCGACGCAAGAGAUUUUCAUUUUGGGUUUUCAGAGGUGGCGAAGCUUAAGCCACAAGAUUUUGAGAGAUCGGAAAAGAUGAAUGCCCUGGUUGCGGCAAUUAAAGGGACACAAUGAAACAGGAGUGGUGAAACUCGUUGAAUAAUGUUUUGUAAGUACCGUAUUUCUUAAACUUGGUGAACAUUGUGAAAAAUAGUUCUGUAUUACAUUGCUGAACUUCAGAGUAGCCUCAAUCGUAGAGGUUGUUGGUCGUAGUUUUAAUUUUAAACGUUUUUUGUUUUACUGUAAAAGCGAUUGAAGACUGACAUAACGAAUAGGUACUCAGAAUUAGCAUACAAUGUGACAUGAGGAUAUAGCAGGCAAUUCAUAGAAAAUAUUACAGUUCGAAGUACUAAUAAUUUGUUUACUUCCUUGAAUAUACACUCUUCGAGUUGUAAAUUUUCAAUAUAGUUUCAAAGAACUCAUCCUCGUCUAGGAGUUGCAUUUUAUUUUGUAAAGCGAAGUUUGCAAUAAAAUGUUUUGAAAUUUCA